Messenger RNA from Odobenus rosmarus divergens (Pacific walrus), 4312 nucleotides. It is a transcript of the gene GIGYF2, whose product is annotated as GRB10 interacting GYF protein 2. Lineage: Eukaryota; Metazoa; Chordata; Mammalia; Carnivora; Odobenidae. The transcript has 31 exons. Gene Ontology annotation, cellular component: vesicle; perikaryon; proximal dendrite. Gene Ontology annotation, biological process: insulin-like growth factor receptor signaling pathway. Gene Ontology annotation, molecular function: protein binding. The record is from RefSeq and is a predicted model, not a curated record.
AUCUUGUGUUGUUGAGGCUGAGGACUGACUUGGGUUCUGAGAGACUCCCUGUCCCGGACCGCAGAUUGUAGUGGGACCAGUCUCAUUAGGUUGAAUCUACAGCCUAUGUUGGUGUUAAUCCGGGUAUCUUAGAGUGUUAAAAGGACCUGAACAAAGUCUGCUCACACCUCCUGCUGUGAACCAGCAGAACUUUUGAACAGGUUUCUCCACAUAUAAAAAUCUAUUGUAAAAAUACGGAAAAUAAUGGCAGCAGAAACGCAGACACUGAACUUUGGGCCUGAAUGGCUCCGAGCUCUGUCCAGUGGUGGGAGUGUCACGUCCCCUCCUCUUUCUCCAGCUUUGCCGAAGUAUAAAUUAGCAGACUAUCGUUAUGGUCGAGAAGAAAUGUUAGCACUUUUCCUUAAAGAUAACAAGAUACCUUCAGACCUACUGGAUAAAGAAUUUCUGCCUAUCCUACAGGAGGAGCCCCUGCCUCCGUUGGCUCUUGUACCCUUUACAGAAGAAGAACAGAGAAACUUUUCCAUGUCUGUAAAUAGUGCCGCUGUCCUGCGAUUGACAGGACGAGGAGGAGGAGGAACAGUGGUGGGGGCUCCUAGAGGUCGAAGUUCUUCAAGAGGGCGAGGCAGAGGCAGAGGUGAAUGUGGUUUCUACCAAAGAAGCUUUGAUGAAGUAGAGGGUGUGUUUGGUCGAGGAGGUGGCAGGGAAAUGCAUAGGUCACAGAGCUGGGAGGAAAGAGGUGACAGACGUUUUGAAAAACCAGGACGAAAAGAUGUAGGGAGACCAAAUUUUGAGGAAGGUGGACCAACAUCGGUGGGAAGAAAGCAUGAAUUUAUACGAUCAGAAAGUGAAAACUGGCGUAUUUUUAGAGAAGAACAAAAUGGAGAGGAUGAAGAUGGAGGUUGGCGGCUAGCUGGACCGAGACGGGAUGGAGAGAGGUGGCGGCCCCACAGCCCUGAUGGCCCUCGUUCUGCAGGCUGGCGGGAACACAUGGAGCGACGGCGAAGGUUUGAGUUUGAUUUUCGAGAUCGGGAUGAUGAACGGGGUUACCGACGGGUGCGCUCUGGCAGUGGAAGCAUAGACGAUGACCGGGAUAGCUUGCCUGAGUGGUGCUUAGAGGAUGCUGAAGAAGAGAUGGGCACAUUUGACUCCUCUGGAGCAUUCCUCUCUUUAAAGAAAGUACAGAAGGAGCCGAUUCCAGAAGAGCAGGAGAUGGACUUCCGGCCUGUAGAGGAAGGUGGGGAGUGUUCUGACUCUGAGAGCAGCCAUAAUGAAGAAGCCAAAGAACCCGAUAAGACAAAUAGGAAAGAGGGAGAGAAGACAGAUAGAGUAGCAGUUGAAGCUAGUGAGGAAACAUCCCAGACUUCCUCAUCGUCUGCUAGACCAGGUAGUCCUUCAGACCAUCAGCCUCAGGAAGCACCACAGUUUGAGAGGAAAGAGGAACCCCAAACUGAGCAAACGGAAAAAGCUGAGGAAGAGAGUCAGACGGAAACUAGCCUACCAACCAAAGUGCCCAGCAGAGGGGAUGAAAUGGUUUCUGAUGUCCAGCAGCCCCUGUCACAGAUUCCUUCCGAUACAGCCUCUCCUCUUCUCAUACUUCCACCGCCUGUUCCCAGUCCUAGUCCUGCCCUCCGGCCAGUUGAAACGCCGGUCGUAGGUGCUCCUGGGAUGGGCGGUGUUUCCACAGAGCCAGAUGAUGAAGAGGGUCUCAAACAUUUGGAGCAGCAAGCUGAGAAGAUGGUGGCUUAUCUCCAAGACAGUGCACUAGAUGAUGAGAGACUGGCAUCUAAACUGCAAGAGCACAGAGCUAAGGGAGUCUCAAUUCCAUUGAUGCAUGAAGCAAUGCAGAAGUGGUAUUACAAAGAUCCUCAGGGAGAAAUUCAAGGUCCCUUCAAUAAUCAGGAGAUGGCGGAAUGGUUUCAGGCGGGCUAUUUUACUAUGUCUUUAUUGGUGAAGAGAGCAUGUGAUGAAAGCUUCCAGCCUCUUGGUGAUAUCAUGAAAAUGUGGGGAAGGGUUCCCUUCUCUCCCGGUCCAGCUCCCCCUCCUCAUAUGGGAGAGUUGGACCAGGAACGACUGACCAGGCAGCAGGAGCUCACGGCCUUGUACCAGAUGCAGCACCUUCAGUACCAGCAGUUCUUAAUACAACAACAAUAUGCACAGGUUUUGGCUCAGCAGCAGAAAGCAGCCCUGUCUUCGCAGCAGCAGCAACAGUUGGCACUUCUUCUCCAACAGUUCCAGGCUCUGAAAAUGAGAAUAUCUGAUCAGAACAUCAUUCCUUCAGUAACUAGGUCUGUGUCGGUGCCAGAUACUGGUUCUAUCUGGGAGCUUCAGCCAGCAGCCUCACAGCCUACAGUUUGGGAAGGUGGUAGUGUAUGGGAUCUUCCCCUUGACACCACUACUCCAGGACCUGCCCUUGAACAGCUUCAGCAGAUGGAGAAGGCCAAAGCUGCAAAGCUAGAGCAGGAGAGAAGAGAGGCGGAAAUGAGGGCAAAACGGGAGGAGGAGGAACGGAAGAGGCAAGAAGAACUGCGGAGACAGCAGGAGGAAAUCCUUCGGAGGCAGCAGGAGGAAGAAAGGAAGAGGCGGGAGGAAGAAGAGCUUGCCCGAAGGAAACAGGAGGAAGCUCUGCGACGCCAAAGGGAGCAAGAAAUUGCAUUAAGGCGACAGCGAGAAGAGGAAGAAAGACAACAGCAAGAAGAAGCUCUUCGGAGACUGGAAGAGAGGAGGAGAGAAGAGGAGGAAAGGCGGAAGCAGGAAGAGUUGUUACGCAAGCAGGAAGAGGAGGCUGCAAAAUGGGCCCGGGAAGAAGAAGAAGCCCAGCGUCGAUUAGAGGAGAACCGGCUGCGGAUGGAAGAGGAGGCAGCCCGACUCCGGCAUGAAGAAGAGGAGCGGAAGAGGAAGGAACUGGAGCUCCAGCGGCAGAAGGAGCUGCUGCGCCAGAGGCAGCAGCAGCAGGAGGCUCUCCGCAGGUUGCAGCAGCAGCAGCAGCAGCAGCAGCUGGCUCAGAUGAAGCUUCCCUCUUCUUCCACGUGGGGCCAGCAGUCCAAUACAACAGCGUGUCAGUCCCAGGCAACGCUGUCAUUGGCUGAAAUCCAAAAACUAGAAGAGGAACGAGAACGACAGCUUCGAGAAGAGCAGAGGCGCCAGCAGAGGGAACUGAUGAAAGCUCUCCAGCAGCAGCAGCAGCAGCAGCAGCAGCAGCAGAAGCUCUCUGGCUGGGGGACUGUCAGCAAACCCGCAGGCACUGCCAAGUCGCUCCUGGAGAUACAGCAGGAAGAAGCCAGGCAGAUGCAGAAGCAGCAGCAGCAGCACCAGCAGCCAAACAGAGCCCGGAACAAUACGCAUUCCAACCUGCACACCAGCAUUGGGAAUUCUGUUUGGGGCUCUAUAAAUACUGGUCCCCCUAACCAGUGGGCAUCUGACCUAGUCAGUAGUAUCUGGAGUAAUGCUGACACUAAAAACUCCAACAUGGGAUUCUGGGAUGAUGCAGUGAAAGAGGUGGGACCUAGGAAUUCUACAAAUAAAAAUAAAAACAACGCCAGUCUCAGUAAAUCUGUAGGUGUGUCUAACCGGCAGAAUAAGAAAGUAGAAGAAGAAGAAAAGUUGCUGAAGCUCUUUCAGGGAGUAAAUAAAGCCCAAGAUGGAUUUACCCAGUGGUGUGAACAGAUGCUUCAUGCCCUUAAUACGGCAAAUAACUUGGAUGUUCCCACUUUUGUUUCUUUCCUGAAAGAAGUAGAAUCUCCUUAUGAAGUCCAUGAUUAUAUUAGGGCCUAUUUAGGAGAUACCUCUGAGGCCAAGGAGUUUGCCAAGCAGUUCCUCGAGCGCCGCGCCAAACAGAAAGCCACCCAGCGGCAGCAGCAGCAGCAACUCCCCGCUGAGCAGGGAGCCCAACCUGGGGCUCCAUCCCAGGACCCUAGGAAACCUCAGUUGUGACAUCUUAUCUCACAGGACUCUGUGUGGGGAAUGAACCAUAGUGCACUCCAUUCAGUAUUUCAGACCAAUCAAAGCAACAACCAACAAUCCAAUUUUGAGGCCGUACAAAGUGGCAAGAAGAAGAAAAAGCAGAAGAUGGUCCGAGCAGAUCCCAGUUUAUUAGGGUUUUCAGUCAAUGCUUCAUCAGAGCGACUCAAUAUGGGUGAAAUCGAGACUUUGGAUGACUACUGAGCACCUGCCAGUGGACUGGCCUUCCUUCUCCUCUCUGCUGACCAUGGAUUCUCCACCUUUGGACACAACACUUACUCACCAUUUACUCUAUAUCACUCUGCAACAAAUCACAGAACCGAUCAUCUCAGGCUUUUUCUUCUAGCCCUUUGUG